GAAACAAAAGUACCUAGGAACCCAGAUACAUGAUCGUUGUUUCCGCCCGGAUGCGAGACGGAUACUCAUCUAAAGGGCAAAAGCUCUUUGAAAGAACCUGCAUUCUUCUGUAGAAGAUGAAUUAGCUGUAAAAACAGAUCUAGAAUGUGGGUUGCCCGGCGAUUUCUGUCCUUAGUCGCCCGGAGAGGGAAAUAUGGUUUAUUCUGCCGAUCUAAGGGCUUACAGUCCGAGCUUGAAUUUCGAUAUUUGAACUGCACGUGCUGCUGGAGGAGUCGUAUCCCUGUUGCAGGCUUUGAAACACUAAAUGGCACUCUCUCUUCUAUUACUCCAUGCGACGACCACAAGUCGCUAGAUGCCUACUACACUUCAGAGCAGCGAGCUGUCAUUCUGCAAAUCCUCAACAAUGCGACUGAGUCGGAGCUCGCAGCUGUAAAGCUGUUGCGUGGCCGAAAGUCUGUCAACAUUGUGGAUUACAGGACUAGACAUGGGCCAUUUAAAGAUCUGGAAAGCGUAAUUAACGUGCCGCUUCUGAAGCACAAGAGUGCUGUCACUGUUUUCAAUUCGAUUCUCAACCCCUCACAGAAGACGGAGAAAAGAAAACUUAGGGUCCAGCUAGCCAAGUUCAUCAGACCAGAGGUGGAGAGAACUUGGCUAGAGGAAGCCAGUUCCAUAGUAUCCAUUGUGUGUGGAGUGAAUAAAAUAGCCUGGGCACAUGUGGAUCGGGGCAUGAAUGUACUGGAGUGGAAACAUGAGGAUUGCCCAAACUUCCUGAAAGGAACCUAUAUGGCUUCAGCAUACUUGGAUGAUAUUUCUACUGUGGUUUCCCACCUCCCCAAGACUGACUUCUUUGUGGUGGAGAAGCCGUCUAUCUCAUUGCAGAACACCACCCUCUACCCGGUGAUGGCCCACAUGCGGACGGUGGAGGCAAUGCUGUUUGCCCUGCUGGAGCCCCGCCACACCCAUCCUGACGUCACUGCUCCUCCUAAGGUGCUAAACAUGAUACGCACCGCCACUGGCCGCCAUUUUGACCUCAUGGUGGGCGAAUCACGCACUAGCGGAGCCCAGACGGUUCGAAGGAUGAUGACCGAGUCUGUGACCCAGAAGAUUUCAAGAGUGAGGUUCCCACACGACCUGUUGGUGAAAUACCGGAACUCUUUCCAGAUGAGGGGGCGGGACAACGGGGAGGAGCUGUGUGAUGCGCUGUUACAAGCAGUAGCGUUCUACGAGCUGCUCUGUGAUUCCAAGUAGCUUGUUACAAGAACGGACGUCUUUAAUGCUCUUGCUCUCAUCAGAGAUAAAGACUGGUAGGUUAAUGAACAAAUGUAUACGACUGACUUAGUGAUGUGAUCAUAUUGGAGGUCUGAUGAAGACGAGUGUUUGGUGUGUGUAUACUAACUACAGCCCUUCCAACCUGUUCACCCAGACGGUUGCAUUGGAGGUGUAUAUUUGUAAUGGAGGCAGGAGCAUGUGAUAUGACUACAGACAUGUGCUUCUCAUUUUACUGUGAAAAUGAGGCCCCCCAAUUCCUGGCACUACCGAUUUUUUGUGGGUAACAAGGAAGUGGGUGAGGAUGUAGUGCAUGUGAAGGGUACCUUUUCACUUAAAUUUUCAUGUAGUGAAUAAAAACCAAUUUCUACCUA
Molecule: messenger RNA, 1640 nt
Organism: Esox lucius (northern pike)
Lineage: Eukaryota; Metazoa; Chordata; Actinopteri; Esociformes; Esocidae
Gene: tefm
Product: transcription elongation factor, mitochondrial
Exons: 4
Coding region: 145-1248 (367 amino acids)
Biological process (GO): mitochondrial transcription; transcription elongation by mitochondrial RNA polymerase
Cellular component (GO): mitochondrial nucleoid
Molecular function (GO): DNA polymerase processivity factor activity; nucleic acid binding
Source: RefSeq, a predicted model, not a curated record